AUGGCAUCGACCGCCUGGUCAGUGCGAGAUGUAUUGGCAGUCAUCUUCAUCUUGGUAUGCUUUUUCUUCGCCUGGUUGAUCUCCAUGGGGGAGAACCUGUUUGUCUUGCACUUUCCGGACCGAGAAUACGCACAGCAGAAGAUUGUGGACGCGCGCGGCCCUCUUGAUGACACCUUCCUUGGUGGUGUGCAGCGCUCUUACUGGGGCCCGCGCUGGAUCUGGUUUGCUCCCCACGUCUUCUCGUCGAUCGUCUGGUGGAACUUCGCUUGGAUCCAACUCAUCAAGUGGAUCCGAGCCAAGCACAUCUGGCUCCACCGCUUGAACGGGAGGAUUCAGGUCACGGCCAUGAUGGGCCAGAUCAUCACAGGCAUCGGCCUUGCCAGCGGGUCCCCGACGCACGGGGUGAAGAUGUUGAGCACUGCUUACGGUCUUGCGAUGGCCUAUGUCUUGGCAAACACGAUCUACUACGUCCGGAAGAAGGACAUCGUCCGGCACAAGUACUGGGCCACGAAACUCUUUGGCUACUCCCAAGCCAUCGCGCUCCAGCGGGUGUACUUCUUUGCCUUCACCGCUUCGACGCUGCUUGGCGACUCUCCGUUCUGGACCGUCGCGCCCUCCAGCUCCUUGGAGCAGCGCAAUGCGGAAUCAAAGGACAUGUUCGAUGACUCUUUCUCCAUGUGCAUCUUCACAGCCAUCGUUCUGACGGAGUGGUACCAAGCGGCAGACGUCCACGAGCUUCUGGAGUACCGCGUCAAGGAUGUCAACGCGAAGAACGGCCUACCUCCCCUUCAGCAGCCUCUGGUGGGGUUUAUGGUCGAGAUGAGAACCUAG
Symbiodinium sp. CCMP2456 is the source of this 831-nucleotide messenger RNA. The record is from the annotation of a GenBank genome assembly. Lineage: Eukaryota; Dinophyceae; Suessiales; Symbiodiniaceae.